UUUUUUAAAAUAAUUGAAAAAAAUAAUUCAAUUUAAAAUUGAAUAAUUGAAUUUAAUAAAGAAAUUUUACGAGGCCUUUAAAAUUGCUUCAACAUUAAUUAUUAAUAUUAAUUAAUUGUUAUUAGUUUAAUUAUUUACGAAUAUUAAUUAUUAAUAUUAAUUACUAAUUUAAUUAAUUAAUUAAUUAAAUUUUUUAUAAAAGAAAAUCUCCACCAACUUUUCGUUUCCUUUUUCAAAAAUGGAUCUGGAAAGUUUACUAAACAAAAAACGAUCACAAUUAAAAUCAUGUCAAACAAUUGUCACCGAUACGAGUGGAAGAAAAUUCUGCUACGAAAAUGGCGAGAAACGUGAAUUAGAAAAAGGUCUCUCAUUUAUUGUUGACACAAAACCAGAUUUGGAAAUUGUGGAAAUAAUUUCUGGUCUUUAUUUAAGUUCACAGGAUCCGGUGAUGAGUGAGGAAUUAUUAUUGAAAUAUUCGAUAAAAAAUAUUCUCAGCAUUGGCAUUCAAGUGCCAGUGAAAUUUAAUUCAAUUCGUUAUUAUUUUAUUGAAAUUCUCGAUUUGCCGGAAUUUGAUAUUUUUCAAUGUCUAAAGCAGUGUUUGGAAAUUAUCGAUAAUUGUUGUUGUCAUGGCGAUGAAAAUAUUUUAGUUCAUUGUAAUGCGGGAAUUUCACGUUCACCGACAAUUGUCAUUGCUUAUUUAAUGGCGAGAGAAAAAUUAACGUUUCACGAUGCUUUUCAACGUGUUAAAUUGCAACGCGAACGAAUUAAACCGAAUGAAGGAUUUAUUAGACAAUUGACGAUGAAUUCUCAGGAUAUUCAAGGAUUUUUUGAAUAUAAUUUUGAAUAAAUUUGUAACUAUUGUGAUUUUUUGUUAAUUUUUUGUAAUUUUUGGUAAUUAUUUUGGUAUUUUUUUUCAUUUUUAAACUUUUUUUUAAACUUUUUUUAAAACUUUUUUAAAAAUAUUUUCUACUAACUUUUUGUAUCAAUUUGUAUUCUUCGAUUAGUGUUAAUAAUUUUAUCAUAAUUAUUAAUAAUUAAUAAAGUGUUUUUUUUGUGUAAAAAA
This is a messenger RNA of Leptopilina heterotoma, 1063 nucleotides long. Its product is annotated as probable dual specificity protein phosphatase DDB_G0283417. Bases 239 to 847 code for a protein of 202 amino acids. Gene Ontology annotation, cellular component: cytoplasm. The record is from RefSeq and is a predicted model, not a curated record. Gene Ontology annotation, biological process: protein dephosphorylation; regulation of MAP kinase activity. The transcript has a single exon. Lineage: Eukaryota; Metazoa; Arthropoda; Insecta; Hymenoptera; Figitidae. Gene Ontology annotation, molecular function: JUN kinase phosphatase activity.